AGGCCGCCGCCGCCGGCCGGCAACGCGCAACAAUUUCUCAACGCAUAUCGGUUAGUGAUGCAGUGCUGGUUACUUAUAUAGUCUAUUUCGUCUCGAUGGACGGCGCAAUAAGUCGCGUCUAACUCACCGCAGCCUUGAUAGUCUUUGCGCGCCCGGCACGAUCCGUCGCCGGUUAGAAUAUUAUUAUACGAGCCACCAGCAGUAGUCGCGUAUCAUUGACGAUCGGUGCGUGACGGCUGUCGGAUUAUUGGAAUAGAACGACGGAACAAGAAUUCAUAUUAUAUAAUAAUACAGUAAUCACUGUAGGAUACGCACGGACUGAACACAGGAUAAUACGAUGGGCCCUUGCCAAUUCUCCGGUUCGGCCACACAGAUCGCCGCGUGCAUUGUAGCGUCGUUGCCCGUGUUCAUGGCGGGAAUCGUGCUCGGAUGGCCGUCACCGGUCAUGGAGUACAUGUCGACCGGACGCGCGCCCCUGUCGCUUACGCCGGCGCAGAUGUCAUGGAUGGUCGCGUGCAUCGACGUCGGCAACUUCGCCAUGGCCGUGCCCGCGGGAUGGCUGAUGGACCGGGUCGGGCGCAAGUACGCCGUCACCACGUCCGCACCGCUAAUGUUCGCCGGAUGGAUGUUCAUACUGUUUGGCCGACAAGCAUGGUGUCUGUUAGUGGCCAGGCUGCUCCAGGGGUUUUCCGUGGGAAUCGCAUGGGUGGUGGUUCCGGCGUACGUCGGCGAGAUGGCCAGCAUCCGGAUACGUGGCAAGCUCAGCCUGUUAGUGCAGAUCAGCUACGCGUUGGGCCUGCUGUUCUCGUACUCGGCCGGUUGGCUGCUCGGCGAUUACACCGCACUGACCGCCACAUCGGCCUGCGUUGCGGUCGUGUCCGGCGCACUGUUCCUAUUCCUGCCCGAGUCGCCAUACUACCUGAUGCUGGAUGACCGACCUGACGAAGCGGCUGUGUGCUUGUGGUCACUGCGGAGUUACACGGACGACGAUCUACAAACCGAACUGUUGACCGUCAAACACUCCAUUUCAAACGACAGGGAUAAAGGGAGCGUCAGAGACCUGUUAAACAGAGACCGUCGCCCGCUGGUGAUCGUCAUUGUGUUGGCCGUACUACAAAUGGCCUGCGGGGCUAGCGUGUUAGAGGCAUACGCGGCGUCCAUCAUGUCAGGCACCCAUAUAUCGGCCAACGCAUCCGCUGUGUACUUGGGCCUGGUCGUGCUGGUGGCCGCCGUUCCGUUCGCGCUGGUUGUGGACCGUUGCGGCCGUCGGCCACUGAUGAUCGUCUCGUGUUUCGGCACGGCCGCCUGUCACGCGGCCGUGGCCAUCGUUCUCUGGGGGCGAGACACCGUUGGCCGUAGCUGGCAGCCGCUGUUCUGGCCAAUAGCUGGCGCCCAGUUCUUCAUCAACAUCGGCCUCAUGCCAUUGCUGUCCGUCGUCCAGUGCGAGUACUUCCCGUCCGACACCCGGGCCCUGGCUGACACGGCCGUCGUGUUGGCCGUCACGAUCACGUCCACAGUCAUGAUCACAAUCUACCAGCCGGUGGCCGACGCCCUCUGCGCAUCCGCCAACUUCGGUAUCUACUCGGCUGCUUCCCUAGCCGGCGGCCUGUUCUGCUGCCUGUUCAUGCCCGAGACCAAGCAAAAAUCGUUCGCUGAAAUACAAAUGGACUUUCACAAGACUAAACGGCACGCCAACGACGGAGUUCACAAACUGUGUGAUUAUCAGGAGAUCUGAGUCUCGCACCUGUUGUAUUAUUUUUCGAGUACAGAGUACUGCAUAGGGUGUUCUAAGACGACGGCCGCGGCAUUAGAUACAUUCAAACGUAUCAAAUAUUUAGUGGUACACCUGUACAACAAAUUAUGUGCCAUUUAGUAUAACCUUGAUUCGUAUAUUUCAACGCAAGAAUAUCGUCGUCUACCUUCAAUGGGUGUUGUAGAAUUGUAUACUGAGUUAUAUUAUAUUAUAUUUAAUUAUAUUUAUUUUUACAUUAAGAUAGCAAGCUGCAAAAUGUAUAUAUUCAUCACCGUAAUUGUUAAGGUUUUGUAUUAAUUGAUUGACAAUAGUACCUAUUUUAAAUUUCAUGGUAUUGGUAAUAACAUUAUAUUUACAUUUUACAUAUUCUAAUGACCUUAAAUAACCAUAUCUCGUAUUAGUACAGUAAAUAAGUUUACUGUUAUUCUUACUAAACUUUAAAUAUAAUAUUAUCUACUGAAUUAUAGACUAUUGUCUAUUGGUACAUAUUCUAAAAUAAAGCAAUACGUUUUUAAUAAUAAGGGACUGUGUCAACAUUUAACAAAACCAUUUUCGGGUUCAGAGUUCAAAAUUACAAAAGUACAAAACCUUAAAAUUAGAAACUACAACAAUUUCGUAUUAUAUAUGUUUUGAAUAAUAACAAGUAUUAAAUAGCUGAGUGUUUUACGUUAAAAAUAUAACCUACCUAUGUAUUGUAUAUUCAAUAUUGUACACAUAUUAUACGAGAGAACUAUUUGAUAAGAUUA
This is a messenger RNA of Metopolophium dirhodum (rose-grain aphid), 2499 nucleotides long. RefSeq lists its product as uncharacterized. Gene Ontology annotation, cellular component: membrane. The record is from RefSeq and is a predicted model, not a curated record. The transcript is spliced from 4 exons. Gene Ontology annotation, molecular function: transmembrane transporter activity. NCBI's taxonomy places the organism in Eukaryota, Metazoa, Arthropoda, Insecta, Hemiptera, Aphididae. Gene Ontology annotation, biological process: transmembrane transport. Bases 338 to 1735 code for a protein of 465 amino acids.